Messenger RNA from Sinocyclocheilus grahami, 2739 nucleotides. Its product is annotated as GTPase IMAP family member 8-like. The transcript has 4 exons. Lineage: Eukaryota; Metazoa; Chordata; Actinopteri; Cypriniformes; Cyprinidae. Gene Ontology annotation, molecular function: GTP binding. The coding region runs from base 216 to 1583 and encodes 455 amino acids. The record is from RefSeq and is a predicted model, not a curated record.
UCCCACUUUUCUCUACUUGCGAGGGUGUAGUAUAAUAAAAAAAAAUAGUUGAAGAGGGAGGGAAAGAGAGUAGGAGGGAGAUGAGAGGGCAGAAAGACAUGUUUUGAGCACAGGCAACUGGCUGCUGAGACUAAACAGCAAGAGAGAGAGAGAGAGAGAGCAAGAGGGGGAGAAAGAGAGCGAGGUAAGGAGACAACGCUCCAGCUAGACACAAGAUGGCUACAGUCUCUUCCGAUUUAAAUGCUGCAGAGGACUCUUCUCUACCUGCCCGGCGCCUCCUGUUGCUGGGGUUCCAGGGCUCCGGUAAGACCUCAACUCUGAAUACCAUCUUGAGCCAGGAGAAAAACCCUCCCAACAAUUCCCAAACAGACCAACAACACUGGGUAGACAUACUCACCUGGCGGCUACUAAUCAUUGACAGCCCUGGAUGGAAGCUGGAAACUGAAAGUACAACUGACGAGUCGGACUCAGAGAAUCAGCAGUCCAUCACUGAUCAAUGUUCUCCUGGUCCUCAUGCACUGCUGCUGGUGGUUCCCAUUGGAGUUCCGUUCACUGAACACCACUGGCAAGGUCUUUGGGCCCGAGUUCAGGCACUGGGAGCCGGGAUAUGGAGGCACACAAUGGUUUUGUUCACCUGUGCGGACCAGUUGCCACAAGACAUGGGUGUGGAGAAAUGUAUUGUGGAUGGCGGGGCAGCGCUGCAGAGGCUGGUGGAGAGGUGUGGCUGUAGGUACCAUGCCUUGGAUAACACCUGCUCGGACAAAAGUGCUCAGGUUGCAGAGCUUUUGCAGAAAGUGGAGGAGAUGGUGCAGGAGAAUCAAGGCUGGUUCUUUGAAAUGGUGCGGCCAAGCCUUGGAUUUGGGGAUGAAGACACUGAAAAUGAAAGAGAAGAGGAUAGAGGUACAGAAGUGGAAAGGACAGCAGCAAUGUUUAGAUCCCCACCAAGAGAGUUACGAGUGUUGUUAGUAGGCUGGCGUGGAGCAGGAAAGAGCUCUGCAGGAAAUCUUCUACUGGGUUGUCGUGUGUUUGAAUCAGGACGCCCCACUGAGGUGUCUGUCUGUCAUCAAGCAUUGGUUGCUGGUCGGCGCCUCACGGUUGUCGACACACCAGGCUGGGAUUGGUUCUCUGUCCAGCGCACACCAAGCAACAUACGAAAAGAAAUCAAACUAGGGGCAGGGCUUCUACAUCCUGGUCCACAUGCACUCUUAUUGGUCAUCCCCGUAGUCUCCACCCUCACUCCCAAAAAGAGACAGGCCCUUAAGAGCCACUUGGAAAUGUUUGGCGAGGAGGCUUGUCAGCACACACUGGUGCUGUUUUCAUGUGGAGAUUGGCUGUAUGGCACAUCAAUUGAGGAUCACAUCCAGCGGGAUGGAGGCGAGCUGCUGAAACUGAUGCAACAUUGCUGGAACUGUUACCAUGUUCUGGACUGUACCAAAGCCAGCAAGGACAGGUCACAGGUGACUGAACUCUUGUGGAAAAUAGAGGAGAUGGUAGCAGAGAAUGGAGAGAAACCUUUCUUACCAGUCAAAUUGAACCAAGAAUUAGACGAGGAGGAAACGAGUGGAAGAUGCAUUCUGCAGUGAAGAAUAAGGUGACAUAACAUGCUAAUCUUAGAGGAAUGUAAAAGUUAUCCAAUUGUUUAUUACCCAUAAGGCCAUUCACACUGUUUUGCCAAAGUCAUAUUAACAGAAUGUAAACUGAAUUUGAACUGGACAUUACACUGCUUUUUAACUUCAUGGUUCUACUUAUGUUAACAUCCUUCAGCAUACAUAGAGGUACAAACUAGAUUUCUGACUCCUUAAGAAUUCGUCACUGGACAUUCACCUUUGCUAGAAGCAUGUAGCACUUCCUGACAUAAUAUUUUUUACUUGUUUCAUUCUGAUCCUGAGCUACUGAUACCACAAAUAACAAUAAUUCUCAAUAAUCAAAUAUUGAUACUCUUGCCAAAUGCAUGCACUGGUUUCAAUGAUGAUUAUUUAGUGUUAUGUAAAACGCAUGGUGGCAACAAACAGACUAAAUGGCCUAAAGGAUUCUAUCCAUUUCCCCACUGUAUGGCAGGACUCUCAUGGCCGGUAUUGUACAGUAUUUAUACAACCUGGUAGUUUUCCAUGCACAUUCAAACAAUGUAAAAUAAUAUUUAGUAAAACUGCAUUUUACAAAGUUGUAAUCGUAGUUAUUUACAUGUAGUUUGAAUAUACUCACUGUACUGCCAUAAAGUCUACUACAUGGGAUUGUGUGCGCCUAAAAUAGAGCUGGAUUCUCAAGUAUACAAUUGUUCUAUAGACUGAACUGAAUGUGCAAUUGAGCACCUUAAGAACAUUCAGGGUUUCUUUUUGAUAUGAUUGGUAACUAAUACAGAGGACAUGAUACUUACGACUGUGAUAUCAACAUUGUAUUCUACCUAAACACAUAUUUAACAAUGUGUGUUGAGCAUUCAGGGCAUGGCUGUUACUAUUGCAUAAUAAUAUUGAUCAUGUCUGCAAAUUUUUUGGCACAUGGUAAUAUGCAAUGAAUUCUCAAGUGCUUGGGCAAACAUUUUAGCCUCAAAAGUGGUUCAACUGAAGACACCCAAAUGACUAAAGAAUUUAGCUUUUGAAUGCUUUUCACUUCAUAUUAAUAAAGAACUUUACAGUGAAAUUGCCAUACUCAGUGGUGCUUUUCAUGUCAAAUACAACUACAAGUUUAAAAUUUCUAGAUUUGUGAAAACCUUUGAACUGAAAAUAAAUUUGAAACCAAAAC